UUAAUCUAACAUUCGGGGACAGCAGAUCGCGUCGCAGUGGAUGUUUCAAACGUAUUUAACGGUUCAUAUUUCGGUUUGUUCUGACUCGGUUUCGGAUUCAGGUUUAACUUCAAGAUCGAGUCGAGUCGAGUCUGUAAAACGAUACAUCUGGAAUAUAUUUAAUUGGGAGAUGAUGUGGUCGUUUGGCAAGCUUCUGCUGGCCUUCGCAGUUGCAUCCACCAGUGCCGCCACCGCCAAUGCCGCCGUGGUGUUCGAUCGCACCAUAUAUUACCACAAUACGCCGCCCGAUGCCGCGGGCCACUAUCGAUUCGAGUUCCAGACGACCAACGGCAUCACCACCAAGGCGGCUGGCAACGAGAAUGGGGCCGUGGGCGUAGUCCAAUACGUCUCCCCCGAGGGCAUACCCGUGACCUUCACGUACGUGGCCGAUGCCGAUGGGUAUCGAGCUGAGGGCGAGCAUAUUCCCGCCGUGCCGCUGCAUGUGCUCCGUCAGCUGGAAUACAUUCGCACGCAUCCAGCGGUGGAUGAGCACAGGUCGAGGCGUUGGUAAGGCUAGAAAUCGGCCAUAAAGAUAAAUAUAUAUUGACUUUUGAAUAUCUGUCAAUCGCCUGGUGAAUCGGAGAUAAGCGGAGAACGCCGUUGCACAUGAGAAAUAUUUAAAUUUUGUAUUUAUGUUUAUCGUUUUCACAUGCAAAUGGGACAGACGCACAAACAACAACAAACGAGCAGCACAGCGGCAACAGAAUUAUACCAAAAUAUAUAGCAAGCAAAUAAAUAUUCUAUAAAUGUA
Drosophila miranda is the source of this 790-nucleotide messenger RNA. RefSeq names its product pupal cuticle protein Edg-78E (gene Cpr78Ca). Gene Ontology annotation, molecular function: structural constituent of chitin-based larval cuticle. NCBI's taxonomy places the organism in Eukaryota, Metazoa, Arthropoda, Insecta, Diptera, Drosophilidae. Gene Ontology annotation, cellular component: chitin-based extracellular matrix. The record is from RefSeq and is a predicted model, not a curated record. The transcript is spliced from 2 exons. The coding region runs from base 41 to 550 and encodes 169 amino acids.